GUUUGGGUUUCAACCAUUUUGAUUUUCUUAUUUUCAUACAUUUGAAAAUGAGUUCACCGUGUAUUACAAUCCGAAUAUAUUCAAUCACCAAUUCUCAAUGAUUUGUCUUCCUUCUCACCCGUUGACUCCGUCGUCUUUCCUCUCUUCCCGUUAAUGGCGGCUCACUUUCUGUUCCUCCAUCUUCCCACUGAAACCCCUUUCUCUCUCACGAAAAUCCCCCAAUUUUCUCUCUCUAAACUAUCAUGGAUCCGACCCUCCAAGCCGUGCUCGCCGCCAUGGCCAGCUUCACUAUCAUCUCCCUCCUCAUCUGCUUCUUCUACUUCAUCUGCCGGACAACCAGAAAUCGCCGCCGUGACCCUGAAUCCCGACCCCGAACCAGAGCGACCCGAACCGUACCCAAUCUCGGUACAUCAACCUCCUUCAUUAGCGUCGCCGAGAGCCAGCUGUUUGACCAGUCGUUAAAUCAGAUCGAGAUGUCCGACCUGGUCAAGGCGACUCGAAAUUUCUCUCCGGAUCUCAUCGUCGGCGACGGAAGCUUUGGGUUAGUUUACAAAGCCAACCUCCCUUCCGGUGUCACCGUCGCCGUGAAGAAGCUCGGCGCCGACGCCUUCCAAGGGUACCGAGAGUUUCGGGCUGAGAUGGAGACACUCGGAAAAAUCCGACACGAAAACAUCGUUAAGUUUUUCGGGUACUGCGCAACGGGUACGGAUCGGAUCCUGAUUUAUGAGUUUAUCGAAAAGGGUAGCCUCGACCAAUGGCUCUACGACACGUCAUCAGCCCAGAAUGACACGUCAACAGUAAGGUUACCGUUAUCUUGGAGUACAAGAAUCAAUAUCAUCAAAGGAGUAGCAAAAGGACUAGCAUUUAUGCAUAAUUUGGAUACACCCAUAAUUCAUAGAGACAUUAAAGCUAGUAAUGUUUUGUUAGAUGUGGAAUUCGAAGCUCAUAUUGCGGAUUUUGGGCUAGCUCGAAGAAUUGAGGGCUCGCAUUCCCAUGUCUCGACUCAGGUAGCCGGGACAAUGGGAUACAUGCCACCAGAGUAUUUUUAUGGGGCUGCUUUGGCAACUGUCACCGGAGACGUAUACAGUUUUGGGAUACUCAUGUUCGAGAUUGCCACUUCUAGGCGUCCGAAUUGGCCAAUGAAGGGUGAAAAUGGAAAAGAGAUUCGAUUGGUUGAAUGGGCUACAAAAAUGGUGUCGCAAAAUCGGGAAAUGGAAAUGGUGGAUGUUAGUAUAUCGAAACAAGAUUUAAAAGAGAGCCAGGUUUUAGAGUUUUUCAAGAUUGCUACAUUUUGUACUACUGAAGCGCCCAAAUUACGACCUACUAUGAAUGAAGUUGUUGAUUUGUUGAGCCGAAUUCAAGAUGAAGCUACAAGUUAAUGGAUUUUAGUUCACCAUCAGAAGAUGUAUUGUAAAGAAUAAAUUUACAAGAAAAAUACCCUUACUCAAAUUAUAUAAUAAUACUAAUAGUAAUAUAUUCCAAGUAUUAUCUUGGAAAUUCAUAUUUAA
Lactuca sativa (garden lettuce) is the source of this 1508-nucleotide messenger RNA. RefSeq names its product Protein kinase superfamily protein. The record is from RefSeq and is a predicted model, not a curated record. Gene Ontology annotation, molecular function: ATP binding; protein kinase activity. Gene Ontology annotation, biological process: protein phosphorylation. NCBI's taxonomy places the organism in Eukaryota, Viridiplantae, Streptophyta, Magnoliopsida, Asterales, Asteraceae.